AUGAUGAAGGAGAUUUACGAACACGCCGCGGUCGUUGAUGUCUGGCUUGGACCAACUACGGACUCUGAAGCCAAAGCCCUUGAUCUCGUGUUAGGCGAUCUAUCUACUAUGGCACAAACGUAUGGAACCGCAUGGACUCCUGGGGCAAACGCAUCAAGAAGCCUCUUCGUGCAUUUCAUGUCGCGACGAUGGUUUCACCGACUCUGGACACUGCAAGAGUUCGCCUUGGCAAAAAAGAUUAGGAUCCUUUGUGGAGAUCAUUUCAUAAACCAAGGUGACCUUCAUAAUGCAGCAUUGUUUCUGCAAACCCUUGGACUUACCAUGGAAUUGCAAUAUGGAAAUAACGGGACCGCUGGUACAGCAGUAAUGCAGCAGAGCAUACUCAGGGCAUGCUUGGAAGAUAUGAAUCAACUCAUGAAGUUUGUUUCUCAAAUUCCAGGAGUGGCUAGCGACCCGAGAGACUUUGUUUAUGGAAUUCUGGGCUUAGCAGAAGCAAUCAUGGAGCGCUUGUCUAACAUGACCAAUGAUGUUGAUUCAUCCAUAUCCUCAUACAACCCAAUUGUUCCAGAUUACAGUCUUUCGACUGCCGACGUUUUCCGAGCUUUCAUUCUUCGUCUCAUGCACAGUAAAUUGGGUAUCAGAGCAGUUGCACUCAUCACUCCUGGAGUGCAAACGGGCGACAGGCCUGGGUAUCAGCUUCAACGUCGAAGUGUUCCAUCUUGGGUGGAUGUCGAGCACGAAUUACCUUCAUGGGUUCCAAAUUUGGCCAACCGGGAACAAUUUUCUUUAUCCAAUGGCGGUGCUCUUUUCCUGAAUAGUUCCAAGAGCGAUUUCAACAUUCAUGGCUCAGCUUUGGCCGUACAGACACAACGCUUCCACGUCAAGGGCAAUAACCUCCAUGUUUUUGGCCGAAGGCUGGGUAUUUCAAGAGGGUCUUCAAGAUUCCCUUCAGCCCUAGAGUGGGCACCGUGUGCUACUUUUUUAAUGAACGUUUUUGGCCCCUUAAGCCUAUUAGCAUCAAAAUAUCCUAUCCGCUGCGAGGAUAAAGACCUAUCUUCCAAAGAAUUGUCGCCUGUUGAAGUAUUCCUGUCUUGUAUCUCUUUGGGAUCUUGGCACCCUGGCAAUAAGUUCACAUCUCUCAAUGGCCCAUCUUUGCCGGUGUGGAAAGUUGAGAGAUUCAUUGUAGACGGCAUAUCCCAGUACUUGUGCGUGCAGCUGGCGUCUGCUGCUGGAAAUGAAACUGUUGACUACGUCCUUACUCAAGAUAGCUAUGAUAUCAUCUCGCGUGCACAGUCAAUAAAGGGAAUCGACGAAAAGUACCUUUAUGAGGCUUAUAAGCUUUUAAAGAUGCCCUCGCGAAUACUUGACAAACACGACUUCCUCGGCUGUGUCCGUGACAUGGAUGAUGCAACCGACUUUUCACAAACUUGUUCACAUCUUAUUCGUCAAUUUCACUGGGCAAGAGGAAGGGCUGUGUUUGCGAUACAAUUGGACGAUGAGUACGUCAGACGAUUCUUCACUUGUUCUGGAGCCAGCGACCGGCAAGAAGUAACGAAGAUGCUUCUUGGGCUUGGCCCCGAGAGAAUGAGAAAAGAAGACGAGGUAUGGGCAAUUCAGGGGUCAGAAUGGCCAUUUCUGCUCCGCCCUCUCUACAUCGACGAAGAAAGAAAGCUGCCUGUGAUGGAUAUGCCAUUUAAAGAAAAGAAAGGAGGUUGGUGGGGUCAAACAGAUGAGAGGCCUCAUACGAUAAAGGUAUAUGAAUUGAUAGGAGAAGUGUAUGUUCACGGCAUCAUGCAUGGUGAGCUCUUUGAUCACGAAAAUGAUGUAUUCGAUUUUGAAGAGAUUGUUAUACGUUAA
Messenger RNA from Trichoderma breve, 1857 nucleotides. Its product is annotated as heterokaryon incompatibility protein (HET) domain-containing protein. The record is from RefSeq and is a predicted model, not a curated record. The transcript is spliced from 3 exons. NCBI's taxonomy places the organism in Eukaryota, Fungi, Ascomycota, Sordariomycetes, Hypocreales, Hypocreaceae. The coding region runs from base 1 to 1857 and encodes 618 amino acids.